This is a messenger RNA of Sesamum indicum (sesame), 2020 nucleotides long. The record is from RefSeq and is a predicted model, not a curated record. NCBI's taxonomy places the organism in Eukaryota, Viridiplantae, Streptophyta, Magnoliopsida, Lamiales, Pedaliaceae.
AUGAAGCAACUAAUUUGUGGCUCUGAUGCCAUGUUCGAAACCAAGCAGCUUCUUCUUCCUCCAUCUUGCUUCUGUAACACGCAGCAUGGUGAGGUUGCUAAUCUUAACAAUUGUCUUCUUCACUCACUAUAUUCUGAACUGGAUUACUAUCAGUAUGUGGAUGUUACAGCUACCAAAGGAAAUGAGUUUGAAGACUACUUUUUGAAGCGUGAGCUGCUUAUGGGCAUAUAUGAGAAGGGUUUUGAGAGGCCAUCUCCAAUCCAGGAGGAGAGUAUUCCAAUUGCUCUCACUGGGAGUGAUAUCUUGAAAAUUGAUCAAGAUAAAAAUGCUAUUCAAGUUGUUAUUCUUGUUCCAACGAGAGAGUUGGCUCUUCAAACAUCACAAGUUUGUAAAGAACUGGCAAAACAUUUAAGCAUUCAAGUCAUGGCUACCACGGGUGGAACUAGCUUGAAAGAUGACAUAAUGCGACUUUAUCAACCAGUUCAUUUACUUGUGGGGACACCUGGAAGAAUUCUUGAUCUUGCAAAAAAGGGUGUCUGCAUUUUGAAUGAAUGCUCUAUGCUUGUAAUGGAUGAGGCUGAUAAGCUUUUGUCACCAGAAUUUCAGCCUUCCAUUGAACAGUUAAUUCGCUUUUUACCUGCAAAUCGUCAGAUCCUUAUGUUCUCUGCUACAUUUCCUGUUACGGUGAAAGAUUUCAAAGAUCGUUACCUGCAUAAACCCUAUAUCAUCAACCUUAUGGAUGAGCUUACUCUCAAGGGUAUAACGCAAUAUUAUGCUUUUGUUGAAGAAAGACAGAAAGUUCACUGCCUCAACACUCUUUUCUCGAAGCUUCAAAUAAACCAAUCUAUUAUUUUCUGCAAUUCUGUGAAUCGAGUAGAACUUCUUGCCAAGAAAAUCACGGAACUUGGCUAUUCUUGCUUCUACAUCCAUGCUAAGAUGCUUCAAGAUCAUCGCAACAGAGUAUUUCAUGACUUCCGCAAUGGUGCUUGCAGGAAUCUUGUUUGCACUGACUUAUUUACAAGAGGGAUAGAUAUCCAGGCAGUAAAUGUUGUUAUCAAUUUUGAUUUCCCUAAGAAUUCAGAAACUUAUUUACACAGGGUCGGUCGAUCUGGAAGGUUCGGACACCUUGGUUUAGCUGUGAAUCUGAUCACCUAUGAGGACCGUUUCAAUUUGUAUAGGAUUGAACAAGAGUUGGGGACAGAGAUCAAGCAGAUCCCUCCACAUAUAGAUCAAGCUAUAUACUGUCAAUGAUCUGUGAUGGCUGGUCUAUUUGCAUGUGAUCGGAAGUGGUAAAAACUGGAACAUAGCUCUGCUUGUGGAAGGCAAGAUGAUUGUAACAUCGGGGGCUUAUAUAUAAUCAUGGUCUUGAUAAUGAAAGACUUUGUACCUGACUCGUGAGGCAGACGAUGCCAGAAUUUCCCAAGAUAUUGGGCAUCUCAUGGCCCUUGAACUCUAAAAAGUUAUGGUAUUCUAUAUAUCUUCGGGAUUAUAUCCUUGGUGCACUAGGUGACUGCUUUUCCUCUUAUUCCCUAUUGCGGUUAAGCUUAAGUUAAUCCGAAUGCAUGUUGUGUAGUCCGUUUGAAAAAAAAGUCUUCCUGCUUCCUUUCCUGCUUUCUGCUCUCGAGUUAUAAAUGAAAAAAGGGGAAAAGAAAAGAAAAACACACUUUUGUUUCUUUAUUUUGAUCUAUUUUGUGAAGUUUAAGAUAUAGCGUCUAGCUGCUUAUGGCAUCGCAGUAGCAACCGGUUGCCGUGGGACUUUGUGAUAAUUAGGAUUCUCCGUAUCUGUUUGCGCUUUGCUAUUUCAGGGUGUUGAUUUUGAAGGUCUGGACUUACUGUUUGCUGAUUCAGGAUUAUCACAUUGCCCGCCAGAAAUCCAUAUAAGUCUGAUGAAUCGUGUUUUGCAUCUUUUUUAUUUUCUGCUCAAGCUAAUUAAUCAGUCCAAAUUCAGCUACGACACUUUAUGAGAUCGCAAUACAGUAGGGAUGUUUAUUAAUGCAAAGGCGUGAAAUUGACAAUUGAA